Molecule: messenger RNA, 5292 nt
Organism: Toxorhynchites rutilus septentrionalis
Lineage: Eukaryota; Metazoa; Arthropoda; Insecta; Diptera; Culicidae
Gene: Uggt
Product: UDP-glucose:glycoprotein glucosyltransferase
Exons: 7
Coding region: 508-5082 (1524 amino acids)
Cellular component (GO): endoplasmic reticulum
Molecular function (GO): UDP-glucose:glycoprotein glucosyltransferase activity
Source: RefSeq, a predicted model, not a curated record
CACCAACAAACCACCGCAUUCGUGAAACUGAAAACGUUUUUUUUUAUUACAGAGUCAGUUUGGCACUGACUGAGUUUUAAAAACGAAUUCGCUAUAAUUGUUAUUUUCCUUGAUGAGCAGUAGAGGUGGAAUGAAAGAAUGGUUGUUAUUACGUCAUAUUAGAACCGUUGAUUGUGUUUUUCCAAAAACAUCGCUACCUUGUUGACUGCCGGCAUGUAACAGUUGCAUUUGUUGAUAGACUCGCCAAAGUUUGACUUUCUUACGUGCUUUCCAUUCAUUGGUCGAUGAUGUGUCAAAACAUUCUUACGAGAUUCUUGCUAUAUGGAUCAAUUUAGUGUAGUGUUGAAUAGAAUAUUCCACAUAGAGACUCAAACGACUUUAUCGUUUAUUCAAUAUUAGUGAAUUGAGAUAUUAACCAGUGCUUUGAAUUGGCCCACCGAUGUUUGAGGUUACACAAUCGUAACUACCCAGGCUACGAUUGAUUUUCAAUAAGUUUCGGCAUUCAGCAUGAAGCAUUUGUAUUACCUACCGUUCGGGCUGGUUUUAUGGACAGCAGUGGUGUAUAGUGAACCAAAAAGUUUUCCGGUUACGACUCAGCUUUCUGCUAAGUGGGAUAUAACUCCGCCCCAGCUGGAAAUAGCCGAAUUCAUCAAUGAAGAAAACCAAAACUUGUUCUGGGAUUAUAUCGAUUUAAUUAACAAAAUUCCGAGUUGCCUGUAUAGUCUAGAAACCGAAGAAAAACGUUACAAUAGAUCCUUGGAGAUAGCCGAAAUAUUACUUGGUAUUGGACAAACAAAUCUGUUGAAGCUUUCCCUCUCCCUGCACAGCUUUUCCCCGAAAGUAGAAGCGCAUCUCCAAAUUGCCAGGGAAGUACUCGAGCAAGGGGACUGUGAUACACCCGCAUUCGUAAGCACUGGUGGGAAGCUUGCUUGCGAUGAUAGUGAUCUGAAAAGUAUACUAAAGAGCACCCAAGAGGAUUCUAAGAAGGAGAAAACCUACAAUAUUGACCAUGUCUACCCGGGAUCGGAAAAUAAUUCCCUUACGGCUAUUCUUUACGCUGAAAUAGGUUCAACUCAAUUCAAAACCUUGCACGAUAUACUCAAGAAGGAAGUCGAUGAAGGCAAAGUGAAAUACGUUUUCAGACAUUUUGUGAGAAAAACUUUACGGAGGAAAAUGCGAUUAUCCGGUUAUGGAGUAGAGCUGCAUCUGAAGUCCACAGAAUAUAAAAGUCAAGAUGAUUCCCCGAGACAACAAGAACGCGGAACUGUGGAAAAUGAAGAUUCACUAGAAGCGGAGGUUGAAGGUUUUAAUUUUGUCACGCUGAAAGAACGCUAUCCACAUCUCUCACAUUUUCUGAAUCGAUUCCGGAAUGCCUUGUUGGAGAAACACGAAGAAAUAGAUCCUUUGAAAGCGUGGGAAUUUCAGGAGUUGGGACUUCAAGCUGCACAGCGUAUUGCAGCUAUUCAAGGUGAUGAAGCUCUCCAGAUUCUUCAGUUCGUUAGUCAAAAUUUUCCCACCCAAGCAAAAUCUCUGCUAUCUCAAACCGUUUCGGAUGACUUCAGGGAAGAGAUGAGACAUAACAUAGAGGUUCUUGGCCGUAGCUUAAACUUACAACCGCCAGAUUCUGCACUUUUCUUGAAUGGACUGUUCUUCGAUGCAGAAACGAUUGAUACGAUCACGCUGCUUGAUACACUCAGAACCGAAAUGCGCGUCCUAGAGGGCCUCAAUCGAAUAAACAUCCGUGGGAAGACUGCAACGCCACUUCUCGCACUAGAUCUGUCAUCGACAGCUAAAGAAUUUGCGAUCGACAUACGUGAUUCGGCGAUAACUUGGAUUAAUGAUCUGGAAAGUGACGCUCAAUACAAACGAUGGCCUGGCAGUGUAAUGGAUUUGUUACGACCCACAUUUCCUGGCAUGCUGAGGAACAUCCGGAAGAAUUUGUUCAAUCUUAUUCUGGUUAUCGAUCCCAUCUCGAGCGAAAAUGCGGGCCGAGAUAUCGUAAAACUAGCUGAAAGUUUCGUUGUACAUUCUGCUCCGGUUCGUGUGGGUCUUUUGUUUGACACGAGAUCGAAACUGGGCAACGAAAAUGAUCGUCGUGCCAUCGUGUGUGCGUUUAACUACGUUCACCAGAAAAGGGGCUCAAUUGAGGCGUUGGGAUUCCUCACGUAUCUCUUCGCUGCCACGCCCAAACGCUCCUUUAAUUUGGAGGAUGUCCGAAAGCAAUUGAAAAAAUCAUUCUCCAACCUAAAAUCGGAUGAAAUAGAGGAGAUCCUCGGACACGACUCAGACUUCGACUACGGUCGCCAAUUAUCGGAGGAAUUUGUUGAGCGUUUGGGGCUCAAAUCAACACCCCAGGCCUUGUUGAAUGGAGUACUUCUUCCCCAAAGUACGUUGAACUCUGAUGAUUUCGAGGAAACAAUUCUGACGGAAAUCAUGCAACAAACGCCAACCAUUCAAAAAGCCGUUUACAAAGGUGAUUUGAGUGAUGGAGAACCGGUGAUUGAUUUCCUAAUGAAGCAACCGCAUGUGAUGCCACGGUUGAAUCAGCGAAUACUCUCGUCAGAGGAUCCCAUUUUCUUGGACAUUUCUGGAAAUCCACACAAAGAUCUCGAAGAUGUAUCAACGCUGGCGCAACUUUCCAAUUCGGAUUUGACUGCUACCUUGUUGGACAAUCUGAAAUAUCUUGGAGGGAAAUCAACCUUGGAAAAAUUUGUAGGAAAUCGAUUACAUUUUCAUUCCGUGUGGAUUGUGGCUGAUUUAAACCAAUCAAAUGGAUUCAAUCUUCUGAGGAACGCGUUACGUUUUAUGAAAUCAACCAGUGGGUCACGAGUGGCUUUCCUACCAAACGCGGAGGGUACUGAUGCUGCCAGAUCUAACCUGGAGAAGGAUUUGAAUGCGCUCGUUUGGGCUGCAAUAAAUACAUUAGACACCGAGAAAGCCACUGAGUUCGUUAUUGAUUUGCUUGAGCGGAAAGCAAGUGGAGAUUCAUUCGAAGUACCCGAUUCCGUUCUAGGUUUUCUGCCGGCAGCUCGAAUGCAUCUGAAAAUGAUUCGAGUAUACUGCCAACGUGUAUUGAAAAUGAAAGCCUCGAUAAGUGGACUGGUGGCAAACAGUCGUAUUAUCGGUCCACUAGAAACUGAUGAGUACUUUGAUUCCGAUGAUUUCGGAUUGCUGGAAAAGUUCAUGAAUCUCCAGUAUACAGACAAAAUUAGGCAUGCGCUGAAGGAAGCCACAGACGAUGGAGAUGCGAUAGAAAUAUCAGGCGAUACAAUACUUAAACUGAUAUCCAUUCUCGUCCCACGACAGCAAUCAAAGUCACGUUUCACAAUACCGACGGAUCUUCAGGAAAACCACACUGUUGUGAAACUUCCCCCGAAAUUGAGCAACCAGCCGUUCUUUGAGGUUGUGGCAGUGCUCGACCCAGCUUCGCGCGGAGCACAGAAAUUGUCGUCGCUGCUCAUUCUGCUGCGUAAUGUCAUCAAUUGCAACAUGAAGUUGAUACUGUGUGCGGUAGAUAAACAUAGCGACAUGCCCGUUAAAACAUUCUAUCGAUUCGUUGUUGAACCCGAGUUGCAAUUCACAUCUGAUGGAAAAUACGCGCCUGGACCAUAUGCGAAAUUCAUAGGACUUCCGGCCAAUUCACUAUUGACACAAAGCCUCAAUGUGCCCGAGAAUUGGUUGGUCGAAGUAGUUAGAUCGGUUUACGAUCUUGACAACAUAAAGCUUUCGGAAAUAAAUGGUCCCGUUCACAGUGAAUAUGAACUCGAAUAUCUUCUACUCGAAGGGCACUGUUUUGACACCUCUACCGGUUCCCCUCCGAGAGGUUUGCAAAUUACACUGGGAACCGAAGAACAACCCAUCAUUGUUGAUACAAUUGUGAUGGCUAAUUUGGGAUACUUCCAACUGAAGGCUAAUCCAGGAGCGUGGAUACUCAAAUUACGACACGGUAAAAGUGCAGAUAUUUACGACAUCACAAGCGCUGAUGGGCCAAAUACGAUUCAUUCGGUGGAUGGAACAAGAGUUAUCAUUAGUUCUCUGAAAUCUCACGUUUUGAAACUGAGAGUGACUAAAAAACCCGGACAGGCAAAUGCCGACUUAUUAAGCGAUGAUAAAGAUGCUAACAGUGGUAUUUGGAAUUCAAUCAGUUCGAUUGUUGGAUCUAGUGAUGGCCAAAAUCAGGAAGUGCUGAAUAUUUUCUCUGUUGCCUCAGGUCACUUGUAUGAGCGGCUCCUGAGAAUUAUGAUGCUGUCUCUCUUGAAACACACACAUACGCCGGUGAAAUUUUGGUUUCUGAAAAAUUAUCUGUCUCCGCAGUUCAUAGACUUUCUGCCCCACAUGGCCAAAGAGUACAACUUCCAGUAUGAAUUGGUACAAUAUAAAUGGCCGCGUUGGUUACACCAACAGACGGAAAAGCAAAGAAUAAUUUGGGGAUACAAGAUUCUUUUCCUAGAUGUGCUGUUCCCGUUGGAUGUCAAAAAAAUUAUUUUCGUUGAUGCGGACCAGAUAGUGCGAGCUGACAUGAAGGAACUUUAUGAUUUUGACCUCGGAGGAGCACCCUACGGUUACACACCAUUUUGUGAUUCACGUCAGGAGAUGGAAGGUUUCCGCUUUUGGAAACAAGGAUAUUGGAAAAACCAUUUGCAAGGACGAAAAUAUCACAUAUCAGCUCUUUACGUUGUCGACUUGAAACGCUUCCGCAGGAUUGCCGCCGGGGAUAGAAUUCGCGGUCAAUACCAAGCGUUGAGUCAAGAUCCUAACAGCUUAUCGAAUCUUGAUCAGGAUUUGCCAAAUAAUAUGAUACACCAAGUAGCCAUCAAAUCGUUGCCCCAGGAGUGGCUGUGGUGUGAGACGUGGUGCAGUAGCGAGUUAUUGCAUCACGCCAAAACGAUCGAUCUCUGUAAUAAUCCUCUAACUAAGGAAGCUAAGCUGACUGCGGCGCAACGUAUUGUGCCGGAAUGGAAGGAUUAUGAUCUAGAAAUCAAACGGUUACAAGCUCAUGUCGAUGAUAGUGAGCACCAAAAUAGUCAACUUUUACAUUCCCAAGAUAUGGCUAAUGAGAAUCUUCAACACACGGAACUAUAAUACAAAUUCGGUGCCAGUUCUUACACUAUUUAUAAUUUAAACAGCCGACCAAGAUGCAAAAGUUUCUGUCGUUUUACCCAAGAAAAGUUACGCCAAUGAUGAUUAAUUCAAUUCACGCUGUGAUGUUAUGUUAGUAUAACAAAAUCUCUUUCUGGCUAUCUUCGACUAUGAAAACCCAAUAAACAGUAUGAAAAAUUUUGUAACUUAAAA